ACUGACCAAACCAGCUUUAUCGUCCCCUAAAACCUCUUCCUUGUUUAAUAUUGUUACCCACAGGAUAGUAGAAACUAGAGGUUCGUGCUCUAGAUUCUAACAAAAGCAUGGCUUUUUGUUUCAGGAGGUCCCUUUUGGCUUGUCACAAAGAGCAGCCAUGGAGAAGUGGAGCUUAAUGACAGUUACGGUGUUACUGGCACUUACUGUGCGCUGGGCUGUGUCACUGGGCUCCUACUCAGGUGCAGGAAAACCACCUAUGUAUGGAGACUAUGAAGCUCAGAGGCACUGGCAAGAAAUUACUUACAAUUUACCCAUCAGGCAGUGGUACUUCAACACAAGUGAUAACAACCUCCUGUACUGGGGCCUUGAUUAUCCACCUCUCACAGCCUAUCACAGUUUUGUCUGUGCUUACAUUGCCAAGUUCAUAAAUCCUGACUGGGUUGCCCUGCACAGCUCCCGGGGCUACGAGAGUCAGCCACACAAACUCUUUAUGAGGACAACAGUGUUUGUUGCUGAUUUGCUGGUUUAUAUUCCUGCAGUUAUUUUAUAUUGUUCUUCCUUGAAAGAAACAUCUGCUAAAAAGAAGGUUUCCAGUGCUCUCUGUAUCCUGCUUUAUCCAGGCCUCAUUCUUAUUGACCAUGGACACUUCCAAUACAACUCAGUGAGCCUCGGCUUUGCCUUGUGGGGUGUCCUUUGUUUGUCCCAUGACUGGGACCUCCUGGGCUCGGUGGCCUUUUGCUUGGCCUUAAACUACAAGCAAAUGGAGCUGUACCAUUCCCUGCCCUUUUUUUGCUAUUUACUGGGCAAGUGCUUCAAGAAGGGACUGAAAGGAAAGGGGUUGGUGCUGUUGACCAAACUGGCAGGGACAGUGGUGCUGUCCUUCGCUGCCUGCUGGCUCCCGUUCGGCACUGACGUGGAACAAAUCAUGCAAGUACUCAGAAGACUCUUUCCCAUUGACAGAGGCUUGUUUGAGGAUAAAGUAGCCAAUAUUUGGUGCAGUCUAAGUGUCCUUAUAAAGAUAAAGAAUGUAGUGUCACCUCAAACCCAGCUCAAACUCAGUUUUGCUGUGACAUUCCUGAGCCUGCUUCCUGCCUGUAUCAAACUCACUGUCCAGCCUUCCCUCAGAGGGUUUAAAUUUGCUUUGGUUAGUUGUGCCCUGUCAUUUUUCCUGUUCUCCUUUCAAGUCCAUGAAAAAUCCAUUCUUCUGGUGGCACUCCCAGUUUGCUUAAUCAUAAAUGAAAUCCCCUUUAUGGCCACGUGGUUUUUACUUGUAUCAACUUUCAGCAUGCUGCCUCUCCUGCUGCGGGACGGGCUGCUCCUGCCCUACGCCGUGACCACACCGGCAUUCCUGGCCACCUGCCUGGCCUCCUUCUCCAUCCUGGACAAGACCUCAGCAGAGGACCUGCAGCUCAAAGCAUUCUCCCUUUCCCUGAAGGGAUAUGUGUCUUGGUUUAAGUCCUUUGCCAGGAUUGUCAGGACUCUGUUCCUCCUUUCCCUGUCCCUGAUGGGUGUCCUGUCUCUCCUGAGUGCUGCAGUGCCUCCUCCCCAGAGCCUCCCGGAUUUGUUUCCCGUGUCCGUGUCCAUUGUUUCCUGCUUACACUUCUUAUUAUUUCUGGUGUAUUUUAACAUUGUGAUACUCUGGGACUCCAAGAAUAGCAAAAGCCAGAAGAAAAUCAGUUAAUCCACCUAUGGAGAUCCAGGACUGAAGUGUGCAGGACAGAGUGUGUUUGGUGAGUGCUGUCAGUGCUGCAGGGGAACCUGUUUGGGAUGGACACAACUGCUGGAACCCAGGGAAAGUCAGGAAACACGUUUGGCUUAUUCAAACAUGAAACAAUCAAAGACUGUUUCAAAGGAGAAGUCUGUUGAAGAGCAUUGGAAAUAUGAUUUGGUGUGUUUUCUUCAGAAGUGUCGUACUUUUGUUACCAUUUGUAAACCUAAAAUGCCAAAUAAAGGACCAAAUUUUGAAUUAAUGCUAAAA
Messenger RNA from Empidonax traillii (willow flycatcher), 1978 nucleotides. RefSeq names its product ALG6 alpha-1,3-glucosyltransferase (gene ALG6). The coding region runs from base 158 to 1681 and encodes 507 amino acids. The transcript has 15 exons. Gene Ontology annotation, biological process: protein N-linked glycosylation. The record is from RefSeq and is a predicted model, not a curated record. Gene Ontology annotation, cellular component: endoplasmic reticulum membrane. Lineage: Eukaryota; Metazoa; Chordata; Aves; Passeriformes; Tyrannidae. Gene Ontology annotation, molecular function: dolichyl pyrophosphate Man9GlcNAc2 alpha-1,3-glucosyltransferase activity.